AAAUAAACAAGGGCGCCCAGGCCCGGCGGUGUGGCGGGAUCCGGGCCCCUCCAUGGCCGCCAGCGGCUACGACGACCACCUCCGCCGCCUGCAGGCGCAUCUCCGGGACAGUGAAACAAAGAGAGUGGAAUUGGAAAGAAAAAUGCUUGACUACAGCAAAUCUGGAAUUUGCACAACUAAAUUGCAGUACAUGAAUCUUAAGAAAUACUUAAAAGAAAUAUGUGAGCGUCAGGAGAUGUCUCUGCUCCGGAACCAGGAUUUGUUGAGGGAAUUUGAUUGCUUUGAACAGCAUAUUAGGAAGUUUGCUUCAAGUGCAGAGUCCCUUCAGAAGCUCAAGGCACAAUAUGAAACAGAAAUUAAAAGCAAGCUUAUCCUUGAGAAAAAGAACUUAUUAAAAAGUGAAGAGAGAGAUGGCAUUAAACAUCAGAUGGUGCCAGAAGCAAGACAGGUGGGAAUUAAUGCUGGGAGAGCAAUGUCAAGAGGCCUGUAUCGUGCGGCAGCCAUCUUUAUGGGUCGCCAAAUGUCAGCUGUCUCAGAAGCUGAAGAUUUCGACGUGCAGCACAAAUCUUCGGCGCUCACAAAGAGCUUUUCAAUUUCUGACCAACAUUCACGUAGACAAGCAUCACAGAGCAGUUAUGUGACAGACAGCUGUGUGCUACAAACGAAUCGUGAUCUACAGCCCUCAAAUAAGCCUGACAAAAUGGAUGGGAAGACGCAUCUGCUGAUGGUUCCUGGAGAUAAUCUACAAAUGGGCAAAACUGCACAGAAGGAAGAAACUGAAUGUUCAGAUUCAAGCAGUGAUCUUACGGUCUCUUUGAGUGAGGAGGAAGAAGAAGGAAAUCUGUUAAAAUCACAGCAGACUUUACAGAAAGUUGGCUGCAAGAAUUCAGGCAACACAACAUAUAAGGAAGAAGAACAUUCAUGUUCGCAAGAAAGAUUAUAUGACUCUUUUUCGGAUGGAGACUCAUCUUUUAAGCCUGCAGUAAGAGGAUGCUUAUCGUUUGAAGGAUUCGCUCAUGUCCUGACGUUCCUAGAAGAGUUGGUGGCUGGAGCGGCUUCUGGUAGCUUGGCAUUAUACAAGAGAAAAGCUGUGAAUGAAGCAGAACUGGAAAACCUUAAGAGGCUGUGUAAUGAAACUGGCAGCUUAGAGCAAAAAGACCUUGAGUUAUGUGAAGCACUUGUCCUUCAUCAUCUUCAGAGCUUAUUGCAAAGCACAAUGAAUACAUGUCUUUUACCAGAGAAAGCGUUUCACGGUAGAAGUGAGAUGCUUGAUGGAAAACAAGCCAGGCCUGAACUAACAUCUUAUUUUGCAAUGACCUGGGAACGAUUAAGCAAGCACAUCUUAUUCUUGCAAAAGCACCAUGUUUUACUUGAACAAGAAGUGAAAGACAUGUUUGGUACCUUACUAAUCUCGGAGAGACGCGAACAAGUUGGCCUGGCUGCACCACUAUUGAAUGCCAGCCUUUCAGAAGAAUGUAAAGACAGGUCACUUGCUUCUAGCGAUAAAGGCUCUCGUAAAUCUCGGCCAAACAAUAGCAAAGAAAAGCAAGAAGGCACAAGCUGGUGUGAAGAUGAGAGCAAGGAAGAAGGCCUGGUGGAAAAGAUUCCUAUUGCAGGUUUGAAUAUUGACAGCAGUGGUCUGAAGGAACAGAAAAGCUACACAAGCAGUUCAGAACCUAGUUUUUCAUCUCUGGAAAGAAGCAGCCCUUUGUCAAGGGAUGAAGUCCAAAAGGGAGUGGUGUCUGCCAUAAAAUCCAAAGCCUUCUGGGGCGACUCCGACGACAGCAACUCGGAGAUUGAAGCGGCUCUGCGUCCUCAAGUGCAGGGCUCACACGAGGACGACUUCUGCGACUGACCCGACACGCGUGCGACGACAGGACACGCCCAGCGGGUGCUUUACCGAGGGAGCAGCUGGGGAGGGGGCUGCUUGGAGAAGGGGUGGUGGUAGGUGGGUUCAUGCAGCCUGUUCUGUGGCCCACUUCCCCACUUCAACUCACCUGCUUGGGUUGCAAGUUUGCGCGUGGGUGUAAAGGCUGGUUUCAAGCUGAAAGGCCCGAGACUCGCUCCUUGCCUUUGUAUGCACUUGCUUUGCUUGCCUGGGGUGGUGAGAAUGGGAGUUGGCAGGCGGACCUCCGACACCGUUCCAGCCCAUUCCCUCAACGCAGCUGUCGAUGUUCUAAAAUGGCUGUUACAUGCUACUACAAAACAGCUCAGGUCCAAUUUUGGAGCAAAACAGACGUGAUGUUAUUCAGGCAAGUUACUAAUCAUUUCAUGUGAAGCAUAGUUCCCGAUCCACAUAGGGAUUCUGGCUUGAGGCCCUUGAACUGUUUGUCGCCACUGCAGUCAGUCUGGAUUUCCUCCUGCUCUCGCCACCCACCCCCAAGCCCCAGUCGCUGCGCUUGGCCCCAGGAAGAAAGCUGUCAUUUGAUGGGCACUUCCUACCACUGCAAAUAGCACCACAGGGGUCUGGAUAGGGGUUCAGGCUGGGUGGGAAGCCAAGGGUUCCGUGCCACCCCCUCUGCUAUUCCAGUCUGUGCUUUGCUCUCCUCUCGUGGCAGCUAGUAACCUAAAAUGUCAGUCAGUUAAUACACACGAGAAUGACGCCAGAUGUACUUUGGUCUCACUUGGCACUUGGGAUGUAGCUGUAAGCUGUAUUAUUUUUUGAAAAAUCUACAGCUCAUCUAUGUGCCUCAGCGACAGAAUAUUUUAUACUCCUGGCUUGCCGUGCCGUGUGUUGUGCGGACCUGCAUUCGCUACAAUACAAGCAAAACACAAGACAUGCUCCCCCGUGGGUGAAGUUUCCUUCCUGUGCCAGGAAUUUUUACAUGGCUCCCUCUUACUUAAAUGAGGGGAUGGCUAACUGGUUGAGGACUUCCUGCACAUAGUACAGCCAAACUAGACAUUAAAUUAGGAAGAUGUCAAAAAAGAGAAAAACAUAAAAAUGUCUUUAAAAAUAUAGAUGAAAGGGGAUUGUUUUCACUGGGACCAUGGCAGGGGAAGAAGUUCAUUCCCUCUCUGAAUGCUGUGGUCCUAAUGAAAAUCCCCCGGCCUCUUGGGGAAGAAACAAUUUCCAAGUACAUCACACAGAGUUAGGCCUGAAAAAACAGGGUUACAGGUUUUUAUUGAAAAGCACAAGACAGCCGGAAUGGACAUGCUGAGAAAGCAAGGAAAAGAUACUGUCUACAAAAACCGGGCUGUGCUCGUCAGAGGCAGACAACUAUGGAAGUGCCUGUACUUUCCAGCUGUAAAUCAGAGCAACCCAAAUUUGGUUGGAAAAGGAGAAUAAGAACUUCCAAUUCUUAAAUCUAUUCCUGCCUCUAUUAUGCGCUACCUUGGUUCCCUUUUAGGCAAGGCUCUUGUCGGAAGGUUCUCUCAAGACCUUCCUAUAAGCAGGGUGAUAAAGUAUGCAAAAGCAUCCAUGAGGCAAGUUUUGCAUCAAAGAAAAGGGGUAGCGAACUGGCGACACAGGAGGCAACAGCAUAUUAUUUGAAGAGCAAGGCGUGAUGAGAGGCAAGGUUUUAAACGUUUUAAGCUAGCUGGCGAGAGGGAAGAGCAAGUGCCUCUUCUCCCAUGAGCAGCUGAAGCAAUUCCAACUGCUCUGUGGGGAAGCUUUGGAUGAUUUGGCAGUUUCGAUCACUGCAUUUAAUUAAUGCUGGAAUUUUACUUGCAACCCUUCCUGGGAGGAUUCAUAUUCUGAAGACAAGAUAUAAAUCACUACAAUAAAUAAAAACUGCAAACUAUUUUACAAACAACCAUUUCAGUAUUACAUCUGGACUUGAACAGAAUCCCUUCUCGAGGAACCUAUGAGAUGUAUCCUACAAAGAGGGAUAAUAAACCGUGUGACGACCUGUCGUGUGUGUUUAUUCAUUAGCGAUACUUAUAUACCAUCUCUGAUUUGAAAUAUAUCCCAAAGCAGUUUACAGAAGAACAAACAGGAGCACACAUGCACACUAGUAGUAUGUGGUUGGGGGAAAGAUAGCUCAGGACUAGGGAAAGGCCAAAACAAACAUAAACACCUAAAACGUGUUAGCACUGAGGCCCUGCUUUCACUUGCUGGUACUGAAACCUGGCAGUACAGCUUCACUUCUUCACUCCCAGCAUGGUCCUCUGCCUAUUUCCAUACACAUUCCAGAUUCUGUGCCAAGGAGUUCCACUAGCAGCUUUUUAAAU
Molecule: messenger RNA, 4170 nt
Organism: Varanus komodoensis (Komodo dragon)
Lineage: Eukaryota; Metazoa; Chordata; Lepidosauria; Squamata; Varanidae
Gene: KIZ
Product: kizuna centrosomal protein
Exons: 14
Coding region: 53-1855 (600 amino acids)
Biological process (GO): spindle organization
Cellular component (GO): centrosome
Source: RefSeq, a predicted model, not a curated record